CAUAUAUAUCACAGUUUUUGUCACAUUAACACACAACAACAAAAAAUGGCUAAGAGAUUUCCCAGUGUUUUGUCCAACCAAAACUUGUUCAAACACCUCCAAUCAACUACUUCUAUAGCUGCUAGAGUUAGUAGCAGUGGAUUCUGCAUCCCGAAUGCAGAUGUUUUUCAUCAUCUGCAUACUCAAGGUGGUGAGUCAGUUGUGGGAGCAGCAGCAGCAGAAGGGGCAGUGAAUGCAACAGAGGCAGUGGAGAGUGUGGGAGAGAAGGCAAAGGAAACAGUGAACAAUGCUUUGAAUGCAGAAUUAGUUGCAGGGUCAACCAUGGCUGAGGCUGAUACCAAUGUUGUGGACACUGCUGAAUACAGAAGUUCUGAGGAUUUGGGGGGACAUCUUGGAGAUGGCCAUGAUACUUAUACUUGAAUAUCAGUAGUUGAUGGAAUCAUAUGUGCUAAAUUAACCCCUAUGGUUUUUGUUAUUUUUACUUCUUUUUCUUUUUUAAGAUAUUGUAGUAAUAUAUAAAAGAUUGAAGAAAAGUUAGUGUUAUGUGUCUU
This is a messenger RNA of Vigna unguiculata (cowpea), 551 nucleotides long. RefSeq lists its product as uncharacterized. Lineage: Eukaryota; Viridiplantae; Streptophyta; Magnoliopsida; Fabales; Fabaceae. The record is from RefSeq and is a predicted model, not a curated record.